AUGCCUAUGACCACUCUCCGCUUUCUCAGAAACCUUAUCUGCCAAGGCGAUAUCUUCGAUAAUGACUGUGACGCCGAUAGUCCACUCAUCUGCCACAAUGGCCAGAAUCUACCCCCAUCUUACGACGAUGUCGUCGAUGAAAGGCAACGUUUCAUAACUCCUCCUCCUUCUGCCCCUAUUCCCAUUCCCAUUUCCAUCGUUCCUUCCACACAGAGUGUCAUGGACAUGCUCUAUCCCUCGAGCUCUUCAAGAUCCUUGACAGGUCGUUCCUCUACCUCCUCUCUUUCUUCCACCGCAUCCAGUGAUGUGGACACACCUCCGUAUCCAUCUGCUCGUGCCCCUGUCAUAUCCGAAGCACCUAGUGGCGCGGCGCCCCUAAUGCUUCCCAACAUUCCUUGUGGCCCCUGUGGGGCUGUCGAUCCAGAUGCUUUGCCACCUUACAGUCGCUACGACAUGAACCCACGCGUCAUUGCUGUCAACAUGAUGCUGGUUCACAAUGUCGAAGAUCUAGACUCGGCUUUGAAUCCUCAUUUCGAGCACGCGCCCUAUGUCAGGCAUCCCGUUGUUCCGACGUAUACCUGCAUCUAG
Messenger RNA from Heterobasidion irregulare TC 32-1, 588 nucleotides. RefSeq lists its product as uncharacterized. NCBI's taxonomy places the organism in Eukaryota, Fungi, Basidiomycota, Agaricomycetes, Russulales, Bondarzewiaceae. The transcript is spliced from 2 exons. The record is from RefSeq and is a predicted model, not a curated record. Bases 1 to 588 code for a protein of 195 amino acids.